GAAGGGAGGGCUCUGGACCCAGCACACCCUGAGAUCAGGAGGGAGGGCUCUGGAUUCAGGAGCAGUGCCGGAUCAGAGGAAGGGAGGGCUCUGGAGCAGCACAGACUCAGAUCAGAGGGAGGGCUCUGGACCCGGCACAGACUCAGAUCAGAGGGAGGGCUCUGGAAUCAGGAGCAGUGCCGGGAUCAGAGGAAGGGAGGGCUCUGGAGCAGCACAGCCGCUGACGCUGCCGGCUGCAGCAGCUCCGCAAUGGCUGAGCCCGCCGGCGCUGAGCUCAUCCCGCAGCCUGCCGGGCACUGCCGCCCUUAGCUCUGCUCCGAUCCGCCUCGGGACCACCCGCUGCCCUGCCCUGCUGAGCCCCAUCCCCGUCCUGGACAGGGCCAGAGCCCCUGGAGCUGAGCCAUGGGGGACAGAGCGGGACACUGAGGGACAAGAGCACUGCCAGCCCUGACCAGCACUGCUCCUCAGCAGGCCCCAGAAGAUGUAGAGCGCGGCGCCGCGGAGCCGGCGGGGCCCGUCCCUCACCAUGGCCAAGAGGGGCUCCAGCAGCCGUGCCAGGGGGGACAAGCCCGACGCCCUGGCUGCCCUGCAGGCUGCCAACGAGGAGCUCAGGGCCAAGCUCACCGACAUCCAGAUCGAGCUGCAGCAGGAGAAGAGCAAGGUCAGCAAAUUGGAAAGGGAGAAGAACCAGGAGGUGAAGCAGAUCAAGGAGCACGAGCAGCACAAAAGCACAGUGGUGGUCACAGAGCUCAAAGUCAAACUCCACGAGGACAAAAUGAAAGAGCUCCAAGCUGUUCGAGAAACACUUCUGAGGCAGCACGAGGCCGAGCUGCUCAGGGUCAUAAAAAUCAAGGACAAUGAGAUCCAGAGGCUGCAGACCCUGCUGAACGCCGUGCGGGACGGGGCCCCCGACAAGGUGAAGACGGUGCUGCUGAGCGAGGCCAAGGAGGAGGCCAAGAGGGGCUUCGAGGUGGAGAAGGUCAAAAUGCAGCAGGAGAUCUCCGAGCUGAAGGGGGCCAAGAAGCAGGUGGAGGAGGCUCUGACCAUGGUGAUCCAGGCUGACAAGAUGAAGGCAGCCGAGAUAAGGAGCGUGUACCACCUGCACCAGGAGGAGAUCACCCGCAUCAAGAGGGAGUGCGAGCGGGAGAUCCGCAGGCUGAUGGAGGAGAUUAAGUUUAAGGACAGAGCAGUCUUCGUGCUGGAGAGAGAGUUAGGGGUGCGAGCCGGGCAUGCUCAGAGACUGCAGCUCCAAAAGGAGGCUUUAGAUGAACAACUGUCCCAGCUCAAAGAGUCUGACCGGCAUCUGAGCAGCCCCAAGCGGGAACUUCCUUAUGCAAGUGGUGCAGGAGACGCUUCAGAUCAUUCGGGAAGCCCCGAACAGCAGUUGGAUGAAAAGGACGCCCGGCGCUUCCAGCUGAAAAUCGCGGAGCUGAGCGGGAUCAUCCGCAAGCUGGAGGACAGGAACGCGCUGCUGUCGGAGGAGAGGAACGAGCUGCUGAAACGUCUCAGAGAAGCAGAGAGUCAGUACAAGCCCAUUCUGGACAAAAACAAACGCCUCAGUAGGAAGAAUGAGGAGCUGUCACACGCCUUACGUCGGAUGGAAAAUAAAUUGAAAUUUGUGACGCAGGAAAAUAUCGCCAUGAGGCAAAGAACUGGAGCUAUAAGGAGACCGAGCUCCUUAAACGAUCUUGACCACAGCCAGGAAGAAAGGGAAGUGGAUUUCCUGAGACUGCAAGUCAUUGAGCAGCAGAACAUCAUUGAUGAGCUCUCCAAGACCCUGGAGACUGCUGGCUAUGUGAAGAGUGUCAUGGAACGGGAUAAGCUGCUGAGGUUCAGGAAGCAAAGACAGAAGAAAAUGACAAGAAUUCCUAAGCCCGUGGUGGAGACGUUCUAUGGCUAUGAUGAGGAGGCUUCCCUGGAGUCCGACGGCUCCUCCAUCUCCUACCAAACGGACCGGACGGACCAGACCCCCUGCACGCCCGAGGACGACCUGGAGGAGGGCAUGGCCAAGGAGGAGACGGAGCUGCGGUUCCGGCAGCUGACCAUGGAGUACCAGGCGCUGCAGAGAGCCUAUGCCCUGCUGCAGGAGCAGGUCGGGGGCACCCUGGACGCUGAGAGGGAGGUCAAGACCCGUGAGCAGCUCCAGGCAGAAAUUCACCGCUCCCAGGCUCAGAUAGAGGAUCUGGAGAAGGCUCUGGCUGAGCAGGGACAGGACAUGAAGUGGAUUGAGGAGAAGCAGGCCCUGUACAGGAGAAACCAGGAGCUGGUAGAAAAGAUCAGGCAGAUGGAGGCUGAGGAGGCUCGGCUCAAACACGACGUGCAGGACGCCAAGGACCAGAACGAGCUGCUGGAGUUCAGGAUCCUGGAGCUGGAGGAGAGGGAGAGGCGCUCCCCAGCCAUCACCUUCCUGCACGGCCCCUUCACGGAGGGCAGGAGCCCGCUGCAGGUGUACUGCGAGGCCGAAGGUGUCACAGACAUCGUAGUGGCAGAGCUGAUGAAGAAGUUGGACAUUUUAGGGGAUAACGCCGUAAGUAACCUGACCAACGAGGAGCAGGUGGUGAUCAUCCAGGCCAGGACCGUGCUGACCCUGGCUGAGAAGUGGCUCCAGCAGAUCGAGGUGACCGAGUCAGCGCUGCAGCAGAAGAUGCUGGACCUGGAGAACGAGAAGGAGCUGUUCAGCAAGCAGAAGGGAUACCUGGACGAUGAGCUGGACUUCAGGAAGCAGUCGCUGGACCAGGCUCACAAGCAAAUUCUGGAAUUAGAAGCCAUGCUCUAUGAUGCCCUGCAGCAAGAAGCUGGAGCCAAAAUUUCCGAACUUCUUUCAGAAGAGGAGAAGGAGAAGCUGAAGAGCGCGGUGGAGCAGUGGAAGCGGCAGGUGAUGAGCGAGCUCCGCGAGAGGGACGCACAGAUCCUGCGCGAGAGGAUGGAGCUCAUCCAGCACGCCCAGCAGAGAAUUAAAGAGCUAGAAGAAAGAAUUGAAGGCCAAAAAAGACAAAUAAAAGAGUUAGAGGAAAAGCUUUCAUUCUUUGGUCAUAGUCCUUCAGGCCACAUGCACAAGCCCCCUGAGGCCCCUCCAGCUGCUCCUGCUGUCGUUCCCAGAGGGACAGCCCUGCCUGAAUCCCACCCCCAGACCUUGCCCUUGCCACCCCCCCAGACCUGUCUGGUUUUUGCUGCUGGAGAUGGGAGGUGCAGUCUGAGGGGCUGAGCACCCUGAACACCCGAGGAGCUGGGACAGGACUGAACUGAGCCUCAGAGAAAACCAAAAACUCUGCCCAGGCUGCUCAGGCUGCCCUGGCUCUGAGCCCAGCUCUGCCAGAGCACAUCUCUGAUUCAGAUACUCUGGAUUCCUUCUGCGUCCCUGCUGAGCAGGUGCUGAAUUGCUUCUGUGUAGAAGUGCCCGUUCCUGUUUGUAUGCCACACGUUCAUGUUUGUUAUCCACAAAAACCUGUCUUGGAAGGGUUUGGGAGGUGUUCCAGAGGAGUAGCUCAUGGAAGGAUGAAUGUGAAUGAAAAUGAUGAAUAUGAAUGAAAAUGAAGUGGUUUGUUCCAAGGUGUUUCUUCGUUGCCCCAUGCUUUGUUGAACAUCCCAUGAGCCCAGCUUUAGCAAAAAAAUGUAAAGCUACAUUCAAGAAACCAAACUGUAAUUUUAUUUUUUUGAGUUGUCAGUAAACCACGAUGAGGAAAACUAAGCAGUAAUUUAUGUCCCUGAACAAAGACAAAAGGCUUAACACUGUCCCAGCAAAAAGUUCAACCUGGAAAGGAGUGAACUCAACCAGAUUAUCCCUGACCCACCUGCACUGGGCUGGGAGAGGCAGCAAGAGGGAACAGAGGAUGUUACCACCUGGAAAAUGUCACCUGGAAAAUGUCACCUGGAAGAUGUCCUCACCUGGGGAAAGGGAGCACAAGUCCCACAGCCUGAGCCUGGGAGACUGGCACAGGAACUGGGAAGGAAAAAGAAUCCUCUAGAAAAACAGGUGAAGAGGGGAAAAUCCAGAAGGAAUUCCAGAGUGUGACUGCCCACGUGGAAUCCACAGCCAAGCACAGAAAUGUGGGGCUGUGGGGCAAGGCCAGGAAUGAGGGACAAAGCCAGGAACGAGGAGCAAAGCUGGAACAAGACCAGGAACAAGGCAGACCCCAGACCCAGGUGCUGCUGGUGCCACGGUGCCCCUGCCCACAGCACGGGGCAGGAAGGGAUCAGAGCUCCGGGCAGGUACUUGUGCCACUGGAAUUUAUAAAGCUAAGAAGAAAUCCCCUUGAUACUGAGAUUCUUCAGCCUCCUCCUGCACUCGUGCAUCGACCGUGUUUUAACCAGCACAGGGAGCUCAGCUGCAGAAACACGAGGAGUUGUGUUGGUCAGAGAAGUGUGAGAUUGGAACUGAAGGGAUGCGAUGUUCUAAGGCCAAGGCUGCGGAUUUUGAUAUCAGCAGAUGAUUCCAUCACGGAAUUGAUUUAACAAGCUCCCGUUCCACCAGACACCAACACCAGUGCUGGCAUUCUGGGAUGAGCUCCGUUUUUGCUUCUGCAUUUCACGCCUGAAACGGGUCCAUUUUGAGUUCUACUGAAAUACUUCAUGUCUUAAAACACUGCAUUUACUGGGAGCCCUGCAGGUGGUGGCUGAGGUGACAAAGGGCACGUCAGGAGGUGGCCUGAGUCCAUCUCAUGGCUCUUCACUGAGGACGUGCCUGGUGUGUCCGUGUGUCUCAAAUACCGGCUCUGUGUUCUGAUUACCUUCCUUCAUCCUGGGGUUUUUAAGUACAAAGCCAAUUGUACAGGACAGGUCUGUGUGUAAAUAAGGGAUUGUACUCACCUAUACGUCACUAUAAAUAUGUAUGAAGUUUUGUACAUAGGAAAGGAAAAACGGCUCGAAGAAUGUUUUCAGAGCUGUUCAAAUGCACGGGCAGGGAUUUAAUCCAUGUGCUCCCUCCCUCUCCGGGAAGGGAUCCCGCUGGUUCCACCCCUGCCUGCAUCCCCCGGGCUCUGCGAGGAGUUCUGGUGAUCCGGGGCUGGGCUGGGCUGGGCUG
Catharus ustulatus (Swainson's thrush) is the source of this 5020-nucleotide messenger RNA. RefSeq names its product Janus kinase and microtubule interacting protein 3 (gene JAKMIP3). Gene Ontology annotation, molecular function: microtubule binding; kinase binding. The record is from RefSeq and is a predicted model, not a curated record. The transcript has 25 exons. Bases 527 to 3205 code for a protein of 892 amino acids. Lineage: Eukaryota; Metazoa; Chordata; Aves; Passeriformes; Turdidae.